Lutzomyia longipalpis is the source of this 1363-nucleotide messenger RNA. RefSeq names its product cleavage stimulation factor subunit 2 tau variant (gene CstF64). The transcript is spliced from 4 exons. Gene Ontology annotation, cellular component: mRNA cleavage and polyadenylation specificity factor complex. Bases 102 to 1277 code for a protein of 391 amino acids. NCBI's taxonomy places the organism in Eukaryota, Metazoa, Arthropoda, Insecta, Diptera, Psychodidae. Gene Ontology annotation, biological process: mRNA 3'-end processing. Gene Ontology annotation, molecular function: mRNA binding. The record is from RefSeq and is a predicted model, not a curated record.
AUCUAUGAGAUAACUUAACCUAAAAAUUAAAAGGCAAAGGAAAAAACUCUUCCUGUGAAUUUUCUUGAUUUUCCCGUGCAUUUCAUUAAUUUUCCAGCAAAAUGGGUGACAAGAAUUCAGAUCAGAGUAUCAUGGAUAAAUCCAUGAGAUCGGUUUUCGUCGGAAACAUCCCGUACGAGGCCACGGAGGAGAAGCUGAAGGAGAUCUUUAGUGAAGUAGGUCCUGUAAUCUCCCUAAAAUUAGUAUUUGACCGGGAGAGCGGUAAACCCAAAGGAUAUGGUUUCUGUGAGUACAAGGAUCAGGAGACAGCCCUCAGUGCCAUGAGGAAUCUCAAUGGAUACGAAAUUGGCGGGAGAACCCUUCGUGUGGAUAAUGCUUGUACGGAGAAAUCCCGGAUGGAGAUGCAGCAAUUACUGCAGGGGCCACAAGUGGAGAACCCGUAUGGGGAGCCUUGUGAUCCUGAGAGUGCUCCAGAACUCAUUACAAAGACCGUGGCAUCACUGCCGCCGGAGCAAAUGUACGAGUUAAUGAAGCAGAUGAAGACAUGCAUCCAGAAUAAUCCAUCAGAAGCCCGUCAGAUGCUCCUGCUGAAUCCUCAGCUCGCCUAUGCUCUUCUGCAAGCUCAGGUGGUCAUGAGGAUUGUUGAUCCAGCAACAGCGGCUACGAUGCUCUUCAAGCCCAACCAGAUGCCUCCGGUGCUGACAAAUCAGACAGUUACGCAGAUUCAGAUUCAGCAGCAGCAAAUGCCCAUCCCACAACCCGUGCCGCCGGUUAGCAUGGCAAGGAAUGACUUUCAACCACCCAUGGGGCAGGACAUUGAUCUCCGUUCGGUUGAUCCACGCUUAACACGCUCCUUGGAUCAAGAUAUGCGUUCCCUGACGCAGCCUCUCGCCGCAGUGGAUCCCUUCGUGGCAAAUCAACGUGCUCCACGUCAACCAGCACAGCCACCCUUCCAGGCUGUUGUUGAUCCACGUCAACGUCCCAUUGAUCCUCGCACUAACAAAGUGCCCCCAUCUGUUAAUGUUCCCGUUGCCACUGCUGGUGGUGUUCCAACUCCAAAUGCUGCAGCUCAAGCAACUGCUGCCUCUUUAGCUGCUGCAGCAUCACGUGGAGGAAUCACUUCGGGUAUCCCAAGUGAUGGGAGCGAUCAUGAGAAGGCAGCCCUAAUUAUGCAAGUGCUGCAGCUGUCUGAUGAGCAGAUUGCAAUGCUUCCGCCGGAGCAAAGAAACAGCAUCUUGGUGUUAAAGGAGCAAAUUGCCAAGAGUACCCAACGCUAAGGAUUCCUCAUCUUUUGCAUGCGGACAGAAGUAUCCGUAUAAUCUCUAAUGUAUUCUUUUUUGGCUAAUAAAAUUGUAAUCUUUUA